Messenger RNA from Uranotaenia lowii, 7287 nucleotides. Its product is annotated as alpha-protein kinase 1-like. Lineage: Eukaryota; Metazoa; Arthropoda; Insecta; Diptera; Culicidae. The coding region runs from base 265 to 2313 and encodes 682 amino acids. The transcript has 3 exons. The record is from RefSeq and is a predicted model, not a curated record.
UACCUUCGCAGCAUUCGUACGUAGCAGGGCCCAACAAUGGGAAAUACGCCACGCUUAGUAAAACAGUGUAAAACGCUCGAAUCGAACGAUUUCUACUGAGAAUCGCCUGCCUGCAAUGUGUCUGCAGGCAGCAAUAAGUUAGAUAAGAAACUGACAGCUUCUACGGGCGCUCUCUCCGCUUCGGCCGCCUCAGCGAUCAUCGAAAACGAUCCCAGCAAAGAUCCGCGGGACAUCAGCAACAACGGCUUCAAUCGGUUUGAUCCUAUGUACGUCAGCAUCGGGCCGAAAGCGAUUCGGAAUGUCACUCAAGCCAACAAGUGUGCCACAUUGCGGCAUGGAGGCCGCUACGGAGGUUCUCUAACAGCCUCCGUUGGUGGAGGAAACCGGGGCACCAGCCCUGGGCCGCUGCUCAAGAACGUCCAACAGCCAAUCAUAGGACAGAACCAAAGCAGCCUCCAUCAGUUCAAACAACCGCAACAGCAGCACACCCAACUUCAAGACAAACCGGAUCGUCACAGUCAUUCCAAUCAACCAAAGCUCAACAUUUCAACCGUCUCGAAAGACUACAAUCAAUCUUACUCGUGUGCAACGCUGCCAUACAAGAAACCUAGCGGCUUUACCGAAUCUACCGGUACCACAACGACAUCGAUCCUGAAGAAGGAAAGCAACCUGGACAGCAAGCAACAUCAACCGCCACAACCGACCAUCUACAGUAUCGACACUUCCCAUCACCAGCAGCCGCCAUCGCAACCGCCGGCAACCACUCAACAGCAUCACAGAUCACUUUCCAGCACCAAUCAGUUGUACCAGGAAACGGGAGCUGGAUCAGCAUUCGCCAGUCCACCGCCAUCGUCUGCCUCAACGGCCACCACCAAGAGCAACAUUUCGAUCAUCAACCAACCACUGCCCGAAAUUCCAACUGCCGCCGCUCAAGCCCUGAAGAACAAUCAACAACCGCUGUGUGCAGCCACCUUGAACCAGUAUCGUUCGUUGCAACGUCCGAGCAAACAUAGCUCUCUGUCGGUUAAAGAGCAACAGCAGCAGCAGCAGCACAGCAACUCAUCGAUGCAACACCAUCAACAGCAACAGCAGCAGCAGCAACACCAACAACAGCAGCAACAGCAGCAGUUGCUGCAACAUCAGCAACAGAUGCAACAACAUCAGCAGCAACAUUCGCCACAACCACCGCCGCAAAUACAGCAGAAACCUUCCAUACCACCGAAGGUAACACCACCGAUGCUGCCACCAAAGAAUCGACACAAGGAUGAGUCCACCUACCAGACCCGAUCUUCGAGCAGGCCUCAACAACCAUUACCUCAACCCCCAUCCCGUCAAACAUCCUCGUCGUCGAUGCAAUCGUACGCCAGCAGCACCAGUGGAGGCCCGAUGGUUCAGCUCAGUGCCAGUGGCAAGAACAACUUCAACGCCAUCCAGAUGCAGCUGCAGAACCAGCUGCACUUCAAGCAGUACCAUCAGCUGAUGCAGCAACCCUGGCAGCGGGAACAGCUGCCCUCGGGUGCCGCUCAUCAACACUACAUGCAACAAGCGCAGCAGCCUCCACAAUAUCCGGGCCAUGAACGUGGUAGCUACGAGCCAAAGAUGUCCGGUAGCAGCAAUCGAAACCGAUCCUAUUCGGGAAGCAGCGAGCGAGAGCACGCUGCACAGCAGCAUCAUCAACAACAACAGCAGCAGCAACAACAACAACAGCAGCAGCAGCAGCAACAGCAUCACCAAAAAUCGAGCAAUAUCGAAAAGCAAAAGCAUCAAUCGCAAUCGAAGAAUCAUCACCAUCAUCACAGCGGCGGCGGCGGGAGUGCAUCGACAACUUCGUUUAGCAUCCAAACACAAACACAACAACAGCAACCGAUGAUGCAGCAACAGCAACAAGCGUCUGCACAUCAUCAUCACUAUCCGCAGCAACAGCAGCAGCAACAACAGUCACAGCAGGCUGUGACUCAAACGCAGCAACAACCGCAACAACCGAAGAGCAUUCUAAGCAAGUCACGAAGCAACGAAGCCCGCGAACGGGAACGAGAAAGAGAACGGGAACAUCGUGAGCGGGAACGAGAACAUCGGGAUCGGGAUCGAGAACGAGAACGAGAACACCGGGAUCGGGAUCGAGAACGGGAACAUCGGGACCGGGAGCACCGGGAGCGCAGCAGCCAUCGGGACCGGGGACAACCGACCUCUCACGAGUACCACCACGAUCCGCGCGCCGAAAGCCACAAGAACAACCCGAACGUGUACUACCGAUCUCUGCAACGGGGCGGGCUACAGGCGAACAAUGAUCUCUACUCGGUCACGGAGUUAUGAGAAAGGUUUGAUUUUUAAGUUUGUCCUUAGGAUUCGUUUGGUUUGAACUACGCGCGGCGGAACGGCUGCCCGGGAUGGGAUCACGAACGAACCCUCGAAUAGACUUCCCGCAGCCGAGCUCCCCCCACUCUAUUGUUUCUAGUUUGUCGGUGAUCAUGCUUGCUUUACGAUCCAGAUCCAGCCCUCCUCCAGUUUCGAUUCUUAUGACUUACGACUAGCGAGCUGUUGAUUGCUGCAGCAAACGGAAGGUUCACCUAGAUCAGAUUCCUCGUUUGCUACUAAGUUUCUUCAAUGCAGACUUUAGAGGUUAGGUUUUCCAAGGUAUUUGAAAAAUGAACGAUUAUACUCCAAGACUUUGUUUGGAAUUGGUUUCUCGUUUGGUUCCAGAAAUUGGUAGCCAAACGUAAAAAACAAACAAUGGAUGGAUGUGUCAUUUUUGUUUGGAUUUGAAAACAAUUGUGGCAUAUCUUUCAACUGUUAAAUGAAAAAAGAGAAACCUCUAUUUUUAUAAAGAAAAACAAUAGUUUUGUUUUCGAUACCAGAAGAACUACCGCAAGCACAGCGCAGCAUCUUAACGAGAGGUAGAUGAAAAACAAAAACAAACAAUAUCAAGUCAGAAAAACAACACGUGAGGCGAACACAAAAACAAUACGUAACCAAACACAAAUACUAGAAACACAAACACAACCAAACCUUAUCCGGUCGGGCGGUCGGUCGUUGAACUCAACACGAACUAAACUAACACAAAAAGACACAAAAAUUAAAAAAAAAAACAAACACACAAACACUUCUGUACAUACAUAUAUAGAAAGAGAGAUUUGUAGUAGAACGAGGCAAUACCAAAUUUGAAAUUAGUAAAAACCAACAAAAAAAAAUUCAAACCGAAAAAAGUAAGUUACGAACUGUUUUUACUCGAAAACAACUGAUUCACAAGCAGUGCAUAUUUUAAAACAGAACAUACAAACACUAAUAAAAAAAAAACAAGAAUUCGCACGACAAGAAAUCUCAUAUGAAACCAACGUUUAAAACUAGAAAACUUUUGCGAAAUUGAUUCCGAAAUAGUAGGUUUAUGCACUGAAGAAAUUAAGAGGAAAAAUAAAGUAAGUACUAAUACACCAAACCGAGUCGUCAUAAAUAGGAAAAAAAUAAAUCAAAUCACAACCAAUAUGUUCAUAAGAUUUAAGAGUAAAAUAAAGGAAAAAACAUUCUUAAACAAAAGAUGGAAACGAAUGAUGCGGACAACUGUAAGAGAGCCACGAGAGAGCAAAAUAAUUUAAAAAAAAAACAAACUCAAACCGAUUGUUGUUGAUGUUACUGGAUAACUUUUCAUGUUAGAGAGAGAAGCAAACAAAGCAAAAAUAAAAUUGAGCAAAAAAUAUUCCAAGAAAGAAAAACCAAAUCGAAUAAGUUGUACUAAUAAUGCAUAGACGAGAUGAUGCCGUGGAGAGAAAAAAAAACUCAAACAAAAUAAAACACAUAACCAUACAAUGAUGCUAGUGAUUACCUAAACAAUAAAGUGGAGUGGUAAACUGAAGAGGAAGACUUUGUAAAAUCAUUUUUUUUCACUGAGACACAUACAAAAAAAGACUAAAAGGAUGAAUUCAUUCACUUUGCACUUUUUCUAAAGAUUUUUUUGUAUCGUUUACAUGUUUUCAUUAGCGGUUUUUUUUUCCUAUCUAACAUCAAUCCUAAUGUAAAAAUGCGAUUUCAAAACUCGAAAUUAUUGCUUUGAAUUUCAAUUUUAUUUGAAAGUUUCAGCUUUCUUAGAACAAGUUCAGUGGUGUUGGGAGAAAGUGGUAGAAGUUAUGACACUUUUAGCAAAUUUUGAAAACUUUACCAUACGAAAACAUUUCCAGAUCUGUGGCCUUCAAGAGUUUUUUCAGUGUUGUAUUCUCGCUUGCUGUGAUGACAAAAAUAGCAAUAUUUCUAUCACAUACUUCUGGAAUAGAAACAGUGCUGUUAAAAAUUGCAACGUCUAAGGAUCUUGAAAACAAUUUUGCAUGGUAAAAUUUUCAAAACGUGCUACAAGUGUCAAAAUUUCUACCACUUUCCCCCAAAACGAGCGAAAUUUCUUUCAGAAAUUGGUUUUGUUUCGAGAAAUGUCAGUCAGCUCAAAUAGUUUUUUUUAUUGCCUGUAAAUCGAAAUGUCAGUUUCUUAUUUAAGUUAUUGAUUAGCCCACAUUUUUCCUAGUUAUCUUUUAAGUAUAUUCUCUUCUGUAAAAAGGCAAUCCAAUCUGAUAGUUUUAGUAGAUAUUGAAUCAAAAUACACAACACGUAAAAAAACAUUCAUCAUAAGCAUUCUAGUUUUAUUUAGAACAGUCUAGUUUUGUAGUAUUAAUAGCGGAAACCCCCCGAGAACAACAGUCAAUAAAACUCGCAACUCCCUCAUGAUUCGAAUUUUGGUUGAAGGAUAGCAAAAAAAGAAAAGAAAAGCAGUGAAAGAAUUCUAUUUCAGUAAUGUACUAGAGGAAAAAUGAACAUAACGACAGCAUAGAAAUGUUUUGCAUAACAAUUCUCUGGAAAACGGUCGUUUCAGAUCUCUCACACAUACACUCUCAAACAGCAGAUUGAUAAAAACAAAACAACUACAUUUACAGAAACGUUUGAGGAGCUCCCAUUUCAGUCUUUGCCGACAUUUAGGAGGAAGAAAGAAGGAAAAUUAAAGAAAAAAACAAACAAAAAAGCUCAAAAGUAACUAGAAAUAGGAAAAAGUCGGAGGUGGAAUUCGUUCCGAUUAACUAGCGUUUAAGAAUUUGAAAGUAAAUUAUAAAAAAAAAAACAGAAGGGAAAAACAGUAAUUUAAAUAAACAAUGAGAUAUAAAUAAAAAAAAAACACUUUAAAACGUCAAGAAGAAAAAAACUAGAAACAAAAAACUUAGGAUUCAAAAAUUUUUACAGUUAAGAAACAUUCGAAAGAAAUCUAAGCAAAAAAAACAAAACACUCAGACAGUGCUGUCAGUAAUUUAAACUGACAACCGUCAGCGGGUGUGUUAGUGUUGACUCAGUAGGCGUUUGCAAGUGAACGGAAUGUCGAAAAGGAAAUCCGGAAUUUCAGUCAAUUUAAUCAAAUUUGCGCAGGAAAAAGAGCGUUUUCACCCUUUAUCCGACUCUUUUUUCCCUCUUAUUUAGGUUUUGAUCGUUUUGAAAAAAUUCCCCGAUGAACGCGUACGACUUUUGGCUUGGUUUCGAUUCAAGCAGCCACGCUUGCUUUGAUACCGUACUGUAACAGGCCUAGGUUUUAAAAUUGCUUCGUUCUGUGUGCAGUUGUUUGUUUGCGAAUGUUUGAGGGAGAUGUGCGGGUUGAUGUUCGGAUGGAAUGUAUGCGUUUGUUCGAAAGAACCCGGUAGUAUUUUACCAGGGACCCCAAAUUUUAGCCUGUUUCGCCUGUAAAUAGAUAUUCUUUUGUGUGAAUCAAGUUGCGCAUAAGCUCUGGUGUUCGGUAGAUGGCAGCACUGCCAAACUCUGUCAUACUUUUUAUCUUUAAUUUUCUAUCCAUCCUCAGCAAAAACAAAAAAUACAAAUCACAACAUUCCUCCCGGCAAAUGCAAAAGCUUUCGCAGCUAUUGGUUUCUAUAUCGACUUCAAACAUUCCACCUUCCAAGCGUGCUGCCAUCUAGCGGUACCCGAGAGCUUAUGCGACUUUGUAGUCUAGAAAAGCAGAAUUUCAAUGAAAUGCACAUCUCUGUAAAAUAGUCGAUAUAUAAUAUAAACGCUGUUCAACCAAUUGGUUCAUCUGUAGAGAAGAAAAGAAAGCCAAUCGAAACGUUGUUUAGAGCAGAUCAAAACCUGUCCAGAAUGAUAACAACAAACCGGUAGGUUUUCAAAAAUCUAUUAAAAGAUACCAAAACAAGCUGAAGAAGACACCGGUUAAAUGACAGGUCGAAACGUCGGCCACCAUAAGCCAUCAAAAAAAGCUAGGAAGCUUUAACACAGAAAUCAUUUUAAAGAGAAAAAAAUAACGAAACCCAGCAUAAUAAAUCCGUUGACACUUGCAGUUACGAUUCUCAUACACUCAACGAUUGUUUUCUUUUUCUAGAAUGUUAAAACGAUUGUAGAGAAGUGCGCGAUUGUGAGUGAGCUCAGUUAAAAAAAAAAUCACUUAUAAGUGAGUUGAAUCGUUAAACAGAAAUCAACAGUCAUUUGGAAAAAGGAGAAAAAGUAAACAAACAAAAUGAAACUGAAUCGUUAAACAUGUUUUACGAGGUCUGAGCAAAACAAAGCAGAAAAGAAAACGAGAAAAGGUUACAUGUAUAAGAAGCAUACUGGUAAGAAAGUUAAGCAAAUGAAAUAAAAACACAAAAGGGUGCCAUUAUUAUUGUUCGUUUGAAUCAAUUCGAAACGGGAUGAUUAAUUUUCCUUUCAUUUUUGUCAUUUCGUCAUAAUUAUGUGAGUGGAAUUUUCCCCAAAAAUCCUGAUUUACAAUACACGCAUAGCCCAUUGGAGAAUUUUCAAAUUACAAGUGGGAAAAAAAGGAAAUCAAACUUUCAUUUUGCCUAGCAAUAGAAAAUAGGAAAUCCGACGUUAGGAAACCGUUUCAAGCACUAUUCUAGUAUCUUUCUAGUUGAAGAAAUCGAAAUAAUCAAUGAAACAUACAAACAGCAACAAAAACUAAACUAAGAAAGCUAGAAAGAAAAUCAAACAUGGAAGCUGUUUUUCCCCGAUGAUUCUCGUUAGUGAAAAAAUUAAACAAAUUAACAAACAAAAAAAAAAAGGAGCCGAAUGAAAUUAGAACCGGUGUUUGAGUACGAAGCUCCUAGGGAAUCGAUAAAAACAAAUAAAACAAUUCUCUUUCUCUCUCAUUAUUGAUCGGGUAGGAGAAAGAAAAUAUUUGAAAAUGAUGAAAAAAAAACACAGAACAAACAACACAUGUAAGCCAAACUCUUGUAUUUUUUGUAUUUAUUUUUUUAUUGUCAAUUAUUAUUUUUUACUGUCCACUAUUGAACAAGCGAAUAAAUAAAGAAAAAUUUAAAAAUA